Mytilus trossulus (common blue mussel) is the source of this 6554-nucleotide messenger RNA. Its product is annotated as AP2-associated protein kinase 1-like. The transcript has 17 exons. The record is from RefSeq and is a predicted model, not a curated record. Gene Ontology annotation, molecular function: ATP binding; protein kinase activity. The coding region runs from base 156 to 3950 and encodes 1264 amino acids. NCBI's taxonomy places the organism in Eukaryota, Metazoa, Mollusca, Bivalvia, Mytilida, Mytilidae. Gene Ontology annotation, biological process: protein phosphorylation.
UUAAAUCUUGUUUUAAGUGAAGGUUAUACAUGACAGACAUACGAUUAUUGUGCUUCAGCCUGCAACUCUUGAGAACCGCCUACUGUUGUCAAAACAUCAUUUAUUCUUGACAUUAUGCCCUUAGAUUGCUGUUCUGAUACAAGGUUAAGUUAAAGAUGAAAAAACUAUUUACAAAGAACGACUCUUCAGCACAGCAAUAUGUAGGAAAACUGUUCACUGUAGGAAGAUUCAGUGUAACAGUUGAAGAUGUGAUAGCAGAGGGAGGAUUUGCUAUAGUCUUCUUGGUCAAAGCUCAGAAUGGAAACCAAUAUGCACUGAAAAGAUUGUUUGUCAACAAUGAGCAUGACUUGUCAGUGUGUAAGAGAGAAAUUCAUAUAACGAGAACUUUGACUGGACACAAGAAUAUAAUUCGAUAUGUAGACUCCAGUAUAAAUUUGACUCCUAACCGAGUCUAUGAAGUGAUGAUAUUAAUGCAGUAUUGUAGAUCCAAUGUGAUACAGUUAAUGAAUGACAGACUGACUGUAGGUUUUACAGAGAAAGAAGUGCUACGUAUUUUCUGUGAUACUUGUGAAGCUGUUGCCAGACUUCAUCAUUGCCAAACACCAAUAAUCCACAGAGAUUUAAAGGUUGAGAAUAUAUUAUUAUCAGAUAGUCACCUUUAUGUAUUAUGUGAUUUUGGAAGUUCUACUGCCAGAGUUCUAGAUCCUAGUCAAAUAAAUGUGUCACAGAUUGAAGAGGAAAUUCAAAAGUACACAACAGUAUCAUAUAGGGCACCAGAAAUGAUAGAUCUUUAUAAUGGUAAACCUAUAACAACAAAGUCAGAUAUUUGGGCAUUAGGAUGUUUUCUAUAUAAGCUAUGUUUCUUUAGCUUGCCAUUUGGAGAAAGUACUUUAGCUAUUCAAUCGGGUAACUUCACCAUUCCAGAUGAAUGUAAAUAUUCAAAUAGACUGUUAUCUUUAAUAGGGUAUAUGUUAGAAGUUGAUCCUGAAAAGAGACCUGAUAUAUUUCAAGUUUCUAAUUUAGCAUUUAAAUUAAUUGGAGGAGAGACUCCUGUUCCUAACAUGAAUAAUUUAGAAAUACCAGAUUUUUCUAGAAUACCAGUUCCUAUGACAGAAACUGAAGCCAGACAAAUCAAAACUUCCUCAGUCAAAAGUGUGAUAGCUCCUUCAAUAGAAAGUACAACAGUGACACCAAGGUCAAGGCCUAAAGGUCAGGCAGUACCAGCACCUCUUGGGUUACCAACAUCUAUAGCUCCAAGGAAACGUCCUACAGCUCAAGAUCCGCCCCCUGUUCAACAACCAAGUCAACAACAGGCUAUGUUACAAAAACAGGCACAGCAGCAUCAACAAGCUCUUCAGCAACAAGCUUUGCAACAAAAAGCGUUACAGCAACAAGCCUUACAACAACAACAGGCACAUCAACAACAACAGGCUCUUCAACAACAGCAGGCUUUAAAACAACAGGCCAUGUUACAACAACAGGCCUAUCAACAACAGAUGUAUCAACAACAAAGUACUGCUUAUACACAACAAAUGAAUAUGCAACAAAAUCAAUAUAUGCAACAACAACAACAGCCAUAUUUGAAUGCUCCUCAAAUGCCAAUGUCAAGGUCAUUCCAUGGACAAUCUACUCCUAGUCAACCAAUUGUUAAUAGCAAUAGUAUGGACAAUAUGUAUUCAAAGGCUUAUGUGAUAAAAGAUGAUAGUGGGGACUUUAAAAAGCCUCCUGUUCCUCCGAAACCAAAACCAACCAAGGAUAAUUAUGGGUCUGAUGAUCAGCCAUUGAUAUCCAUUACACCUCCUCCCUCUCCUUCGAGACAGACAAAAUCACAUCGACGUUAUGUCAGCGAUACAUCAGCGCUCCAUAUGGGUGGAAAAGGAAGUGCUUUCAGAGCUUAUCAUGCCACAUCGAAUCUUCUCAAUGCUCCUUCCUCUCAAACCAAGUCUAAAUCAGCUACUACAACUCCUACUCAUUCACCUCCUAGGUCCCCCAACUUGACAAGAGCAUUAUCUGCAGAUGUAGCUGAUUGGAAUCCUUUCGAUGAUAAUUUUGGUCCUGAUACAGAGGAGGAAAUAUUUGGGAAAGAAUUUGAUAAAUUACGUAGAGGAUCUAAUAGUAGUAUAUCCAAUGUGAAGAGUAGAGAAGAUUUAGUGAUGUCUGGCUCUGACUCGUCAGAUCCAUUUACUAAUGUCCCUUUUAAAAAACCUGGUGAGAAAGGUCCUGACAGGAAGCAGCAUGGUCGUAGAAGCAAUAACAGCUCAAAUUCUGAUUAUGGAGAUGAAGAUGAUGAUGAUGUGCAAGACAAUAUAAAGAAACAAGAUAAUGUAAAGAAACAAGAGAAAUUUAACCAAGAAUCAGAGUCACAAAACUUCUUUGGUGCAUCAUCUUCAUUGGUUAAAGCAGCUUUAAGUAGGUCAUCAAAAUAUCAGCAGUUAGUAGAUACAGAUGAGGAGAAAGACAAGAAACCUCAAGUUACUGAAUCUCGUGUCAAGUUAGAUUCUAGUUCAUCUUAUGCCGAGGAUGAUCACCCUGGUGGACAAGGUGAAGGUAAAACGGCAGACUUCCGCUAUCAAGAACUUGAUGAUGAGUAUGGUAGCCGUCCUGUGACUAUAAAAUCUAAUCAGGAAACCGUAAAUCGUAAACCGCCAAGUAGGAAAGAGUCUGACACUACUGUAAAUGCAACGUCAUCUGACCCAAUAGUAGGUCAUGAAUAUGGAGUACGACCUUUACUUGAUGACGAUGAACUUGAGGAUGAUGAACAUGGAGGUAAUCACCAAGACAACCAGGAUAUACGAGACAAUAGUACUCCUAGUAGUAGUACAGUGUCACCACUAGCAGGAGGAUUAAGUCCUGCCCUUUCACCUACAGUUGAUCCAUUUGUUUCUGCACCAUUCCGACGUAAACCAUCCAGGAAAAAACGACCAAGUAGUACUGUUCAGAAUAGACCUCACAAACCUGCUCCUGAAACAACAGAUAUCUUCUCCAAAGCUCCUUUUAAACCAACAUUUUUACCCAAAACACAACACUCUAUUGGAAGUCCUCUCUUAGAUUCUAACAAUGCUAGUCCUGAUAUUGAAGAUCCAUUUGACAAGGCACCGUUUAGCCCCAAAACUGUAUCUGGAACAAAUACUAAACAUUUAGUGUCUUCAGUGAUGACAACCACAUCUCCAAUAGAACAAACGUUUAUUUACAGCAAUCCUGUAACACAGGCAUCACCAGAACAGAACUUUAUGUAUGUCAAGGAACCUCCAGUGAAAACUGAUGUCAACUUUGUUCCAUUCACUUCAUCAGUGCCAUUGUCAAGUACUUUUACAAAAUCUGACAUCUUUGGUUCAGUACCAUUUCAAUCAAUGAUGAGCAAACCUUCCACAGCGAAAGAGGAUAAUAAAAAACAGUCCAAAUCUGGCAAUUAUACCAGUACGCCUGCCAAACCUAAUAAAUCCAAAUCUCAAAAUUAUCAGCCUCUUUCUGAUGAUGAGUGUGAUUCAGACAAUCAAAUAGAGACUGCGUAUCUACGUAAAUGUCAAGAUCAGCAAGCUUCAUUGAUUGUAAAUGUUGACAGUGAGAAAGAGGAUGAUGAUUACGACGAUGAAGAUUGUGAAUUAAAUUCCAGUACAAAUUCAAAACAUUCCAGAUCAAAGGUUAAAGGUCGUUCAAGUCCAAGGGAAACAGUUGGAUUUUCUAACAUGAGUUUUAAUGAUGACGAUGAUGAAGGUCACUCCCAGCAUUCCAUUGAACAAUCGUCAAACUCACUGCAUGUUUCCAGUAUACGACAUCCUGCAUUUACUAAAGAACCAAAAUAUACUGUCGCUAUAGCAUCUUCAGAAGCUCUGAAAGUAAAUAGCUCUGGUAGUUAUGAUACAUUUACAUGGCCAAGGAAACAUAAAAAGUCCAUGGCAACUAAUGAACCUUUCAGUUCAAAAAAGAAAAUUGAUAUAUUAUCAAAAUGAUACUGUUGUAAUGUUAGUUAAGAGUUGAAUGUUAUAAGAACAUUUAAUAAUAAAAAGUCAUUACCAGCGUAGGCAAUUUAAAUUAUAGUUUAUUAUAAAAAAAAAAAAAUCAAAAUUCGGAGCUUUAUUAUGGGCAAGUUUUUUUCAAUAUUUAGAUAAAAUCUAACAUAGUUUUUUAGUUUAAAGUUAAACCUAAACAAUUUGUGAAGAAUCUUGGUAGAUUUUAGUUUAGCUAUUCUAAACAGCAUUAUUAAUUCAAAUUGAUUUUGGUCUGUCGGAUAUCUUUUUGUGACACCAAAUACCGGUAGUAUAAGAUUAAAGCAAAUUUAUCUUAAAAAAAUAUGGCAAUGUUUCUUUUACAAGAAUGCAUACAUUUGAAUACUGGUAUUAGACCUGUGACAUCUUGGAUAAAUGUAAUUACUCUAUUUAUUAACCUUAAUGAGAAUUUUUUUGUUUAAAUGAAAAUUGUUUUUGAAGAUUUCACCUACAUAAAAUUGUAUAUACAAAUAUUUUUUUCCUCCAUGCUUAUAUUUUCAUAGACCACAGUAUGCUCCUUUCAUUAUAUCAGAUCCUUAUUACCGGUAAGACAUUGAUCUCUUUCCCUUUUAAUAAUUUGAGUAAUAUCUUAUUCAGAUAAAUGAGUAUCGUAUAUAUUAAGUUGUAUAGUUUACCUAUUAUGCCUAUGGAAAGAUUUAAAAUAUUUUACUAGAAGUGUUAAUUUUGAAUAUUUUGAGAUGUUGAAAGUUUUUGGAAAUAACCCAGAUUUAAAAUAGUAACUGUCAAUUUUGAAUAUGUACAAACAGAGUAAAAUGCAUUUGAUAUUUUAUUUAUUUAUUUUGCAUCUGUUUGUGCUUUGCAGUCAAUAGCAUUAUGAUAUUACUUAAAAUAUUUUGUGGCAUUCAAUUAUUCAUUUUUGAUAGACGCAGUAUGUUUGCAAAUGUGUUUUUUUUUACUGUUUUCAUAAUACUAUGACAGUACUGUUAUUAUUUAUAAAGUUUACUAAGGGUAUAUAUUGUUUAUAUUUUAAGGUUAAACCGUUUUAAGGUCAUCUGAGCUUUUGCCAUCAAACUGGGUGUGCCUGUCAUUACCAGCUGUUUUCUUUUCUUUUGAUUUUCAUUCAUGUUGAUCAAACAACAUGGCCACUGUGGCUUAAAAUAGAAAAUAGGGGUCCAACUGGUUAAUAUCUUUAAAAGUAUAUCAAUUUGAUAAAUACUAGUGGUAAAAUUGUCUAAACAAAAAGUUAAAUCUACCCUGGAAUUGAAGAAAAAUGUCAACCUGUUCUGGAGUUAUUGCCCCUUGCAUUUCUUUUUUUUUUUUUUUUUUGCUUUCAUAAAUUAAACAUACAUCUUUUGUUGAAUGGCAUUGCUAGAGCUUGAUAAACAGUUACCAGGAAUUGUCAUAAGGGGUUAAAUUUCAAAUCUAAACAUUAUAAUAUUAUAUGAAAAGUAAGGUUUACUUUCAAACAUACUGAUUGUAUAACCACAGGUUACACCCUAGUCAUGUGAUCAUUUGUAAUCAUUUAUUGAUUUCCUUUUAUUUACUUUAAUGAUAUAAAACAGGAUUUUAUAACCUUGAUUUUAAAGCAGUACAACAUUCCUUUUGAUGCAUUAUCAUCAUUAUUUGAAUAAUGAGAGGUGGGAAACUUAGCUCUCUUGUACAUGUAUUGUAUUUAUUCUCUCGGUGGGAAACUUAGCUCCACAGGUGCAUUCUUGUACAUGUAUUGUAUUUAUUCUCUCGGUGGGAAACUUAGCUCCACAGGUGCAUUCUUGUACAUGUAUUGUAUUUAUUCUCUCGGUGGGAAACUUAGCUCCACAGGUGCAUUCUUGUACAUGUAUUGUAUUUAUUCUCUCGGUGGGAAACUUAGCUCCACAGGUGCAUUCUCGUACAUGUACAUGUAUUGUAUUUAUUCUCUCCUCCUUCACGAUCUCAGUUGUUCAGACUGAGGUCCUCUGGUAAGAGAUAAUGUGUUCAAUACUCAUCUUCUUUUGUUUAUGUCAGUAACUUUUUUUGUUCUACAGACUUGGGGUAUAUAAUUAUGCACAUUUAUUUUUUAAUAUUGACCAUAAUUACAAUGUGAGAGAUACAUUUUUUUUGUGGGCCUCAAUUACAUAUAUAAUUUAAAAUAUUUCAAUGAUGAUGACCUUUAUGUAAAAAUAAUUCUCUUUCCAUCUUUGGUUUUCAUUGUUGAAAAGUUAAAAUACAAGUUAUUUUACAUUGGAAAUUUCACAAGAUGAAUUGAAUAUGUUUAUUCUAAUUUUACUGCAAGAAUGUUGUUAUAAUAUAUAACUAGAGUACAGACAUGGAAUGCAUGUGUGCACCAUAUCCAAUUUACAAAUUAAUGCACACCUUGCAAACACAUUGGCUUAUAAAAGAAAACCCUUCAUCUCACCAAAUAUAUAGGAAGAAAUUUUAAACCCCAACCACUUGCACAUUAAAGUAUUUAGAAGUGAUGAAGGAUUGAAAUAUAUUUUAUAAUUAUUCAAGAUAUAGCAUGUAUGAUCUAACAAGUAGGAAUCUUGUUUUUGUUGUAAUUUAUAAACAAUUGUUUUGUACAGUUUGUUAUUUGGCUAGAUAGUCUGUUGUUUAUCAUCAUAAACAUUUCAA